CACAACAGUGAGAGGCCCACGUACUGCAAAAAAAAAAAAAGACUUUCUGAUUGCAUCCCCACAGCCUAUCCUCCUUCCCCAGCAACUUGAGUCAUUUCUUCAAUCCCCUUAGGCAUGCUGUAUUCCUGGCCCCUUGUGAGGGACAAGGCUGGGGCACAGGAGCAGCCAGUUCAGCUCCAUCUCUUCCCUCACAGGAACUGUCUCAGAGCCUUGUGAAGGGAACACAGGCUACAAAACAGGGAGGAAGAUGGUUGACUACUUUUGAGGUCAGAUGCAAGGCAUCUGAACAUGAGGCGGAGCCAAGGUUGAUGGCUAGUUGGGCUAAAGGGAAUCCUAGAGUGGCCUCUCCCUAGGGAGGGCCUCAGGUCCUCUAGGCUGGGAAGUCCCCUUCCCUGCAGGUCCAUGUGUUGGGCAACAGUGCCCUCUGCUGGCCUCUCCUGGCAAUAUGUCUUAAGUGUAGUCAGUCUCCAUCUAUCCCAAGUGACAAAUGAGCCACUUUCUUCCAGAUCCCUUAUCCUGGGAAUGCAAACGGGAAGUUAUUCCUCUGCCUUUGGCCUUAAUAUCUGGGUUACUGCAUCAGCCUCCUCACAGAUCUCUCUGACCUCCAGUCCCUUACCCUGAUACCCCCCUGCUCACUCCCCACAGGAUAAAGGAGCUCAAGCUACUUAAUAUGGCUUACAGGCUCCACAUGCCUGGCCCCUGGUGACCUCACUGGCAUUACCUUUUACCACUCCCCUUUCAAACUUAAGAUCACUAGUUUGUUCUAGGGGAAUCACAAAUCCCUUUCAGAAUCUAAAUGCCAUGAACUUCUGCCUUGGAAAUACAUGUGUACGGUUGAGAGGUUGGUUGAAUUUUGCAUAAAGAUUUGUGAGGUUUUCCAAUCCUUGCAGCCCGAUCAUGACCUUCAAGUUAGAACUCCUUUCCUAUUACCUGGCCAUACAGAAGCAACCAGAACUACUGAUGCCUGCCUUCCUCUCCAGGGGUUUGCCUUGCCCAUCCUCCUACAUGAGACCCUUCUCUACCUCCCUCUUAUCCUGAUUCCUGAUCAUUUUUCCGGUCUCAUUUUGGGUGUCCUUUACUCUCAGAAAAGAACCUUCCCAUGGCCCUCCAGGCUGGGGUGGGCAGCUCCCUUGGCUGGACCUCUGGGUCCAUCAGCCCGGCCCACUCAGGGCACUGGUAACACUUGAAUGUGAGUCCCUACCCGUCACGUAGGGCAAAUCAGGACCAAGGUCUCUCCACACCUGAAGAUUCUUCAGGUCCUGGGAGCACAAAGUGGGAAGUUGAGUCUGAUCUCACCACCUAUCUCAUGCUAAGCAGGGACUGGGUGUGAUGACAGAAGCAAGCGACAAGCCUUAGUAAAUAUUCUUGAGGUGGUGAAGAAAUAUGAUAGCCUGGGGUCUAAACCAGAGCCCAAGCCCUCAGAGGCCCUGGAGGGUGGUCAUUCAAAACAUUCAUCCCCAAAUUAAGCAUGCUGGGCUCUGGAGUCACAGCAGUCACAGGGUGAACAAGGCCUUCCCUCUUGAUAGUCCAGUUUCGCAGCGGUUCAAAUUGCGGGGGUGCGGCGUGCCGGAAGAAUCUAUCUGACCCUGGUGCCCUUUUCCUGCCUGGGGUGGGCGGGGCCGGGCGGAAGCACGCAUGCGCAUAGGAAAAUCCAACUUCGUCCCGGAACUUUGGUUCCUGGUGCUGCGGGGCACCCGGCCCCGGGAGUGUGCUCGGCCGGAAGUGGCCGCUGAGGACCUGGGGUGGGUAUGGUGUGCGGAGCCUGCCACAGCACGUAACAAGUCGUAGAGAAUCGGGAUGGAGGACGUAGCGACUGCGACUGCGACGGCGGCGACGGAACCCGGUGAAGGCUGCACGGAGCCCAGUCCUGGGCACUGGGGGGAGCUGAGCUGGACGCCGGUCCCAUCCAGACCCCAGGACAAGGCAGAAGCAGCAGAAGGAGCGCCAAGGGCCCUAGACACUGACCUCUCAGAGGUCGAGGACGCGGCAGUGAGUGCUAUGCUGCACGCCGUGGCGGCCAGCCGCCUGCCCGUGUGCAGCCAGCAGCAGGGCGAGCCCGACCUGACCGAGCAGGAGAAGGUGGCCAUCUUGGGCCAGCUGUACCAUGAGAAGCCACUGGUGUUCCUGGAGCGCUUCCGCACGGGCCUCCGGGAGGAGCACCUGGCCUGCUUUGGCCACUUGCGCGGUGACCACCGUGCGGACUUCUACUGUGCCGAAGUGGCCCGGCAAGGCAGCACCCGACCCCGCACCUUGCGCACCCGCCUGCGUAACCGCCGCUACGCUGCCCUGCGUGAGCUCAUCCAAGAGGGCGAGUACUUCAGCGACGAGCAGAUGCGGUUUCGGGCCCCGCUGCUGUAUGAGCAGUACAUCGGGCAGUACCUGACCCUAGAGGAGCUCAGCGCCCGCACCCCGGCCCAGCGGCCACCCAAGCCCGGUCCCCCCGGCACUCCCGCCUGCCCGCUCUCUGACCUGCUGCUCCAGUCCUACCAGGAGCGGGAGCUGCAGCAGCGGCUGCUCCAGCAGCAGGAGGAGGAGGAGGAGGAGGAGGCCUGCUUGGAGGAGGAGGAGGAGGAGGAGGACAGCGACGAGGAAGACCAGAGGCCUGACAAGGCCUUGGAGGCCUGGGUCCCCGACUCGGAAGAGAGGCUGAUCCUGCGGGAAGAGUUCACCAGCCGGAUGCACCAGCACUUCCUGGACGGCAAGGAUGGGGACUUUGACUACAGCACCGUGGACGACAACCCUGACUUCGACAACCUGGACAUCGUGGCCCGGGAUGAAGAGGAGCGGUACUUCGACGAGGAGGAGCCCGAGGACGCACCCAGCCCAGAGCUGGACGGGGACUGAUGGCUGCGGCGCCCACCCCUUCCCCCGCCCCAGCGAGGCUGCUGGUUACAGGCCAGGCCGGCUCAGUGACUUUCUCUAGGCGACAGCAGGGUGGCUGCCCUAUACCACCAAGCCUCGCUAGGUCUGGUCCCGUCUCCACGGCCCCCUCCCCCUUGCUCUCCAUUUCCUUCUCCCCCUGAACCCUGGUGCCUCUCUCCCUCCUCUCUCCUCUCUCUCAGUCUUUUUCUCACCACCUUUCUGUCUCCUGCUUUCUGUGUCUCUCGCUCUUUCUCCACCUCCCUCUUUUUCCUUUCUGUCUUUCUCUUUCUCCCCCUCUCUCUGUGCCUCAGCCUCUGUCCCCACAGCAGGGCCCAGGAUGAACAUCCUCCCCUUGACCUAGGCCGGUGGGGCCCUUUGUCGCUGGAGCUGGCCAGGUUGACCCAGAGCGGAGCUCCGCCUCUCCCUCCCCAGCCCCGCCUCUGCUCUCCUGCCCCUCUGUGCUUGAGGCUGUCUCACAUGCACCUCCUUGCCUCUGGUACGUUCCAUCUCCUUCGGCCUCCCUCCAUCUUUCGCAGCCUCUGUGCUGGCUCUGUCCCUCUCUGUCUCUCAGGCUUUAUCUCUGGGUUUCAGUACCCCCCGCAAGGCCCUGAGCAUCCCCCAUCCUGGCUGCUGUGGGCCACAGAGCCUGACUGCAGAGUAAUCGGGCCUCACUGUGGGCAGUGGGGAGACCUUGGGGGUGGCCACCAGCUCUCACCUCUCCCUCAGGACCCAGGUUUGGGAGAGGUGUGCAGGGGCAGCGUGGGAUCGUGGGCCUGCCAGGUCGGGUAUAGAGGGAGAGGAGGGACUUUCCCCUCCCAGCCCCACCAGCCCCCCUCUGCCCAGCCACAAUUUUCCCUUCCUUCACUUCCUCCACCUCCCUCUCCCUCUCCUGUUUACACUUCCAAAAUAUGCACAGGCUGUUAUCAUGGGUCCUGAGUCAUCACACACACACACACACACACACACAGACGGCCCCAGCAUCCCUGCCCCAAGCCGGCCCCACCGAGCCCCCUGCCGCCCUGGGCUAAUGGGAGCCAGAUGGCCGCCUGGUGACUCAGCCACUGGCCUGUGGGAACCCAGGCAUCCCGCCUUCCCAUGCCCCCAUACCCAGCUCAGGCUCCCCCAGUAGACAUACGCAGGGAAGGGGCCAGCUGCUAGCAGGGGAGGACACAGGCCAUGUGUUGGAGAGGUGGGGCCCGGGGACCCCUCACUUCUGUGAGCCAGGCCUGAAGGACCCUCAAAACUGCCUUCUCCGGCGUGGAGCCCAGAGUGCCGGGGAGACCCCACGGACUCCUGGGGCCACAGCUUUUGACCCCCAGGCCUCGCCUCUGCCCUCUGGCUCAACUGGAAUUAGAGCCAGACACGAAGUGAGAGCUAGACAGAGGCCAAGGGAUGUUCAGACAGACUAUUAAAUAAGGAAACUUCCGGUUACUGAGCAGUUCUGUCCUGUGCCAGGCCCCAGCAAGGUGCCCGAUGCCGCACUGAAUCCUCCACACAGCCCCGCGAACGAGGGGCUCAGCUCCAUUCCGCUGUGGGUCACAGGAGGCCCAGAAAGGAGGUGUCACGUACUCAAGGCCACAUGGCCAUCAGAGAUGGAAACUCGGGUGUAGAAUCAUAAGUCCUGGAGACCACCUCCUGGCCUGCCUGUCCGCGCUCAGGGCCACACAGAGUAGACAGACGCACAGACUUCUUCAGGGGUAACGAGUGAAGGAGAGUUAGCUGUUGAGGAUAACGGCAGCUAACACCUUUGGGGCCCUCCUGGCGCGCUAGGCACUGUCCUUCCUAUGCACAGAUGGACGGCAUCAUCUAGUGUUUAGUACCUGAGUCACUGAACCAUCACAGAGGUCCCAUGCAGUAUAAACUGUCAGUACUGAUAGGGUGUCUCCCAGAGGAGGCCCAACGCGAUCCAGCCAGCUAGACUCACAGUUGGGAGAGAUGUUUGUCUCGGGUGCUUGUAUUGCUGCCCUCAAGUUGUGAGAGGUCUUUCAUAAUACAGGCAUCAGCCCUGGGUGAUGGGCACAUUUUUCAGCAGUCUGUCAUUUGAUCAUUAAAUUUGUGAUACACUG
Aethalodelphis obliquidens (Pacific white-sided dolphin) is the source of this 4928-nucleotide messenger RNA. RefSeq names its product coiled-coil domain containing 97 (gene CCDC97). The transcript is spliced from 5 exons. The record is from RefSeq and is a predicted model, not a curated record. Lineage: Eukaryota; Metazoa; Chordata; Mammalia; Artiodactyla; Delphinidae. Bases 1798 to 2844 code for a protein of 348 amino acids.